AUGGAUCUUGGGGAGUUCACACGGGAGAAGGAGCCGCUGCUGUACAAGUUACAGGGCGUUGUUGCUCAUGACGGCACAUUGAAAGCUGGCCAUUAUAUUGCAGCUGUUCGACAACUCGAGGGGAUCGCUUUCCGGACCAUCAACGACGACGAGGUCCGGAAGAUCUCUACGGGCAUGGGAAAUGUGACGGAGCUUAAGAAGCCGGGGACGCUUCGCCAGGACUUUGACCCGUGCAUUCUGUUCUACAGUAAGUUCGCUACUUAG
This is a messenger RNA of Saxophila tyrrhenica, 264 nucleotides long. RefSeq lists its product as uncharacterized. The transcript is spliced from 2 exons. NCBI's taxonomy places the organism in Eukaryota, Fungi, Ascomycota, Dothideomycetes, Mycosphaerellales, Extremaceae. Gene Ontology annotation, molecular function: cysteine-type deubiquitinase activity. The record is from RefSeq and is a predicted model, not a curated record. Bases 1 to 264 code for a protein of 87 amino acids. Gene Ontology annotation, biological process: protein deubiquitination.